This is a messenger RNA of Aspergillus oryzae RIB40, 1281 nucleotides long. Its product is annotated as pantothenate kinase. The record is from RefSeq and is a predicted model, not a curated record. NCBI's taxonomy places the organism in Eukaryota, Fungi, Ascomycota, Eurotiomycetes, Eurotiales, Aspergillaceae. Gene Ontology annotation, cellular component: nucleus; cytosol. Bases 1 to 1281 code for a protein of 426 amino acids. Gene Ontology annotation, molecular function: ATP binding; pantothenate kinase activity. Gene Ontology annotation, biological process: coenzyme A biosynthetic process. The transcript is spliced from 4 exons.
AUGUCGUCUACAAACUACAAUCCGCCCUCGCGCGCCACCCGGCUAGAAAAAGCUAUCACCAACCCCGGUGCUGUGAAGAUUAAUGUUAAGGGUGCUUUCAUUGUCGACGAAGAUCCGCGAUCCAAGAGUCCCGUGAGAUUGGAUGGUGUGCACUAUGAAGGCCAUGAUAUCCGGCUUCCCCAUCACACUGGAGUAGUGAGCCAUGUUGCUGUCGACAUCGGUGGUUCUCUUGCGAAAUUAAUUUAUUUUACACGAGAGCUGGACUCCGUGGAUAAUGGCGGCCGAUUGAACUUUAUCAAUUUCGACACUCAUCGCAUAGAUCUGUGCAUCAACUUCAUAAAAGAACUGAAAGAAGAAUACCAGAAAGCCCACGGUCCUUCCAGCGAUGAGCUAUGUGUUGUGGCGACCGGAGGCGGCGCCUUCAAGUAUUACGACAAGCUGAAGGAGACACUGAAAGUGAAUAUCAUACGCGAGGAUGAGAUGGAAUGCCUCAUUACUGGACUCGAUUUCUUUAUCACUGAAAUACCGAACGAAGUCUUUACCUACAGCGAAACCGACCCGAUGCAAUUUGCCGAGGCCCGACCGGACGUUUACCCGUACCUAUUAGUCAACAUUGGCUCCGGUGUAUCCAUGAUCAAAGUGUCGGGCCCUAGGCAAUACCAGCGUGUGGGGGGUACCCAUCUGGGUGGCGGCACCUUCUGGGGCAUCAUGUCGCUCCUGACUGGUGCUCGGACCUUCGACGACAUGCUGGCGAUGGCGGACAGCGGUGAUAACAGUGGGGUAGACAUGUUAGUUGGCGAUAUCUACGGCAUGGACUAUAACCGGAUCGGUCUGAAGAGCACUGCGAUUGCUAGCACAUUCGGCAAGGUCUUUCGAUUGAAGAAUGAUGUGCACGAAGAGGAUGGAGAAGACAAACCCCACGGUGAAGAUGGACAAACCAAUGGUGAAGUUACGUUCAAGCCUGAGGAUAUGAGCCGAAGCCUUCUUUAUGCCAUCAGUAACAACAUCGGACAAAUCGCAUAUCUGCAGUCCGAGAAGCACCAAGUGAAGCACAUAUACUUCGGUGGGUCGUUCAUCCGAGGCCACCGGCAAACCAUGAACACACUAUCCUACGCUAUCCGGUUCUGGUCCAAAGGCGAAAAGCAAGCCUACUUCCUGCGCCACGAAGGCUACAUUGGCGCCGUCGGGGCCUUCCUCCGCAGACAGCCAGCCAACUGGGGUCGCAGGAAUAGUCUCGACGGUAGUGCCAUGCCACAGGAGCUCAGGAGUAGCUCUAGUUGA